AUGAACACACCUACCAAGGGGGCAUCUCAGCGAAAAAUCGGAUCCGAUGAGAUGACGGGGUCACCGCGCAUCACUAGUGCGAUGAUGAUAAGUGAGCAGGACAUUAUGUCUGCUGCUGAGCGACUGGCGCAGGAAAAUAAUACGCUUGUUUGCUCUGAGUUAAACAAGAUAGCUUCAUUGUCAUCUUGCACGCUGUCUCCCUCUAUCACUGCCCAUGUUCUUGGCAUGUUAGACACCAUUGUCGAAGGCUGUGCUAUCGGAGAGUCCAUGACAAUUAAGAUGCUGUCUCCUCCAUCCGAGGCGGAUGCAAAUGUGCCUAGGUCUCCGUUGCCCAAAACACCCGCACGCCUCAGUUCGUCAACUACUUCCAUUCGCUCUCCACUGGCUGCCUCUCUUUCAAGCAGUCAGGGCGCAUCGCUUGCGUCUCCUCUGCAGCGAGGCUCAGAUGCGUUGUAUGAUGCCAUGCACUCUCCCCUAUUCUUUCCUGGCGCAAGUCCGGCCCGUCAAUCUGCCAAUGCUGACAGCCUCACUAUAACAGAGGCGAUAGAAGUAGAGUUCUCCGGGGGGAUAUACGAAGAAACAGACGAGUUGAAGAAGUCCCACAAUGCCAUGUCCUUCUUAACAUCUUCACAACACCUCGUUACGACAGAUGAGCAUGCUAACACUGCACCCGAGGAUACAGAGAUCAUAGAGCUCAAGGACGAUGUAGACUACUCCCAUCAUUACGCAAAAGUGGAGCUGAAUCUUACAGACGAGCAACUUGUGCAGCUCGCUGCUGACGCUGCAGAGAUACCAGACCUCCGUCUGAAGUAUCAUAUCAGGAGACCAUCGGAGCAGGAAAUAGUGCGCUCCUGCAGGUUCUGCUUCGACAACUCGAGAUGCAGUAAGCUCAAGCUUCAUCGCUCGUCGGCCCCUGAUUUCUGUAAGACGUGUACAGAUAGAACACAAUUUGAGCUGAGUUGUAUCAAUAGACUGUCGCAGAUUUUUCACAGAGGGAUCUCUCUGUUUUCUGUCGUUGAUAGCGAGCUUCUUACACCCGACUUAGACUCUAUGUACUCGCGUUUGAUGGCAGACAUUGUAACGAUUUACGAGAUACCAGAUGUCUCAUUCUUACAUAAGUGCGCUGCCACAAUGGCUGGGCUCAGUGAUAAUGCUUUUCGGAAGGAGGUUGUGCAGCCAUCUCUCUUACACUGCAAGCAGGCCAUGGGGAUUCAGGGCGAUGGACCCGUGACCGAGCCUGGAGUACGGUCUCAAAAAGACAAGAAGCAGGGUGCCAUGUUGGUGAUGGCUGAACUUAUAUGCGAGGGCAUCUUUGGCGUUCCAGGCUUUUUGGCAUUCCCUCUCUUUGCUAGAAUACGCUCUGAAUACAGACACAUGCAUCCUUGCUAUCUAGAUAACAUAGACAAGUUUCCUGUUCCGGAGACUAUACGCUCUCAGAUACUCUUGGACGCGCCAGCAGAGAACAACACUUAUACAAAAUUGACAAGCUAUAAAUUCCUCAAACAAGCUGAAAACUUCAAUAUCUACUCUGUCACGCUAGACCAAAUAAGGGCCUUCUACUCCGAAAACAUCAUGGGGCGUUCGACGAAUACACGGCUCUUUAACUGUCUUAAGUUAGGGAAAGCACACGCCAUCGUGGAGGAUGAUCUGAUGGCAUUCAUGGCAGGUGUGUGCAGGUACCAUCCGGCUCUAGAAUUUCUUCGUGCUACUCCCGAAUUUCAGGUCCAGUAUUCCAUCACGGUUGUCACCCGCAUAUUCUAUCUCCUUGACAGGACGUUUAAGCAGCAUAUAACUCACCACGAUCUUACUAUCAAUAAAUUUAUAAAUACGCUCUGGCUUCUUCAACGAGAGCCAGACAUUAACCGUGUCUUAAAGUAUUUCUCUUAUGAGCACUUCUACGUCAUAUUCUGCAAGUUCUGGGAGCUAGACACCGAUCACGACCAACUUAUUUCAGCGCAAGAUCUGUAUAGGUACGGAAUACACACCUGUCCAUUUCCGUACAUCUGCAAAUGCGGAAAAACUGAUGGCACGUGCAUGUGUAACAGAGUGUACAAUCCCAAAGUUGUCGAUAGGAUCUUUGCAGAAAUACCUAGACCGUUCAGGUCGAAUGUACCCGGCAAAAUGAGCUACAAAGACUUUAUUCCGUUUAUUCUAGCAGAAGAGGAUAAGGAUUCAGACCCUGCACUAGACUACUUUUUCUCGCUUAUGGAUGUUGACGGUGAUGGGUACAUUUCCACCGAGGAUAUCAUGCACUUCUGCCCUGAUAUGGAGAAUAUGUACCAUUGCCACAAGAGGGAUACCAAUAGACAGAAAGACAUCAUGUGCCAAAUGGUUGACAUGGCCAAACACACACAACACUGUGUGGGGGAGGGGUUCUAUCACCAAGACCAACGAAUUAGCAAACGAGACGUACGCAGGUGCAAGACACAGGGUAACCUCUUCAACGUCUUCUUCAACUUCACAAAGGCAGUCCAAUUUGAGUGCAAAGAUCCCUACACAAUUAGAUAUAGCCCCCAUAUGUUCGAGAAAACAACAUGGGAGCGGUUUGCCCGCAUUAUCUAUGAUUCCCUAGAGGGAAUGGAGGAAACGGCGCAGGAGGUAUACGAAGAGCCAGAGCCACUUGGAGAUGAUCUGGCGGCAGAUACAAUCAUCCUAGACGCUGACGCGUUAGAUGUUUGA
Messenger RNA from Giardia duodenalis, 2679 nucleotides. Its product is annotated as putative Protein phosphatase 2A regulatory subunit. Lineage: Eukaryota; Fornicata; Diplomonadida; Hexamitidae. The transcript has a single exon. The coding region runs from base 1 to 2679 and encodes 892 amino acids. The record is from RefSeq and is a predicted model, not a curated record. Gene Ontology annotation, cellular component: protein phosphatase type 2A complex. Gene Ontology annotation, biological process: protein dephosphorylation. Gene Ontology annotation, molecular function: protein phosphatase regulator activity; calcium ion binding.